CCAUUUACGGAGUGCGGUCUUUCCAAUGCGCUCAUUAAAUUUUCAGCAUGUUAGACGCAAAAUAAAUUCAUUGACGCGCGUGUCUCUUAAUAAAUCGUAAUAUUUGGCUAGCAAGAAGUCUUCGUUUUGUGUUCUGGAUUGACUAUGUGGAAUAGGUCAACGACUGCAACUGGCGAAAAGACAAGCAUGAAAGACGACGUGCGAAAGGAGAAUGAACAGUUGUGCAUAGAGUUGGACAAUCUUGGUCGAGAGCAUAAGAAACUGAAACAGAUAGUAGACCAGCUGUCCACGGACUACGAGGAAUCGAAGGCGUACGAUCCAUUAAGGCGGUAUGAGAAACUGAAGGGCAUGGUGAAACGGACAAUUAUGCACUUGAAACUGAACCCCGAUGAACCGAACACAAUCCAGGCGGGAGUUGUUGGUGGCCUCAUGCAGGGCUGCAGGGACAUAAGCCAUCAGGCGGAGAGUGCGAGGAGGCGAGAAGAUAAAUACUCAAAAAUGUCCAGACAAGAGUUACAACAAGAAAACGUGCACCUGCAAACCCAAGUUCGAGAAAUGCGACGAAAGUGUGCAAUUAUACGUGACGUCAUAGACAAUUUGCAGAAACAUUUCAACGCUUCAAAACGCCACCCUGCCAUCCAGCGUUACAACAUGCUGAAGGCCAUGGUAAAAACUGUAAUACAUGAUGAACUUAUAUAAUCUUUAUGCCGGAUUGCAAACUGCCACCUAGGACAUAUAAUGCUGGGCAUUCGCAAUUUCAGUUACAAAUGGUAUGUAAAUUGACCGAUCCAUAUGCGUGCGUCCGUUGAGAUGUUUUGAAAAGUGUUUGUUUAUAUGUGCAUGUUGGCGCAUGUAAUGUUUGCCAAACAAAUUGCUACCAUGUUUGUAAGAGUUUUAUAAGUAUACAUUUUCCAAUUGCCAUGAAUGUGUGUGGGCAUGUGGAAUAUUCAAAGCACACGACAAUAUAAUUUGUAUUAAACACGUUGAGAAAUGUAACUCUUUAUUUGAAAGAAUGCUACACAUUUCUUUUUUUUCCAGAA
Messenger RNA from Dreissena polymorpha, 1040 nucleotides. RefSeq lists its product as uncharacterized. The coding region runs from base 145 to 699 and encodes 184 amino acids. Lineage: Eukaryota; Metazoa; Mollusca; Bivalvia; Myida; Dreissenidae. The transcript has 3 exons. The record is from RefSeq and is a predicted model, not a curated record.